Messenger RNA from Rhodotorula toruloides NP11, 564 nucleotides. Its product is annotated as Histone H4 acetyltransferase, NuA4 complex, Eaf6 family protein. NCBI's taxonomy places the organism in Eukaryota, Fungi, Basidiomycota, Microbotryomycetes, Sporidiobolales, Sporidiobolaceae. The transcript has 3 exons. The record is from RefSeq and is a predicted model, not a curated record. The coding region runs from base 1 to 564 and encodes 187 amino acids. Gene Ontology annotation, cellular component: NuA4 histone acetyltransferase complex.
AUGAGCACGAGCACAGCUACAGCAUCGACUUCAGCAGCACCCCAGCCAGAUCCGACAAGCGCCGCUGCUCCUCCCACCGCCAACGACCCUCCCAAACAGCCGCACCCGCUGGAUGGCCUCUCACCGACGGAUCUGCGCAUAAAGCUCGAGCAGAGCAGGAAGGACUUGCGUGGGAUGCUCGAGAAGAAGCGCAAGAUCGACCGCGACUUGGCUACCCUCGAAGCGUCCAUCUACGCCUUCGAAGGCUCCUACCUCUCCGACUCGCUCUUUCCAUCCUCCUCCACCUCCCAGUCCUCGUCCGCCGCCGCCGCACAAUUCGGCAACAUCAUCCGCGGCUACGACUCGUACCUCAAGGCGCCGAGCAGCUCGUCUGGAGACCGCAAGAGGGGCGGGAGGCCUGGUGACAAUGCGGCAGAGAAAGAGAGGAUGUUUAGCGCGAGCAGCGCGACGUAUCAGCGGUCGAUCGAGCUCCGCUCGGCAGAACACACAGCCAGCGCAAGUGUCGAGCCAGAAAGCGACGAAGACGGGGCGAGCUUCCGGCGGAAACGCAGCCGGCAGCAUUGA